This is a messenger RNA of Caenorhabditis remanei, 735 nucleotides long. RefSeq lists its product as uncharacterized. Gene Ontology annotation, molecular function: hydrolase activity. Bases 1 to 735 code for a protein of 244 amino acids. NCBI's taxonomy places the organism in Eukaryota, Metazoa, Nematoda, Chromadorea, Rhabditida, Rhabditidae. The record is from RefSeq and is a predicted model, not a curated record. The transcript is spliced from 3 exons.
AUGACCAUUACUUCCAAACAUAUCGAUUACAAAGACGCGGACGGCACCGUGUACGAAGGAGUCGUUUAUAUUCCAGAAAAUGCAAAAAACUCCAAAGUACCAGCCGUUUUGGUUUUCCCAGCUUUCCGAGGAAUCACUGAAUUCGAGAAAGACAAGGGACAUCAAUUAGCAGAGCUCGGAUAUUUUGCAUUUGUUGCUGAUGUUUAUGGAAAAGGAGUGAGACCAACUGAGAGAGCAGAUGCAUUCGCGACCAUGGGUCCACUUGUUUCAAAUCGUGUCGAGAAACUGAAACCAAGACUUUUCGCUGCUUUGGACACUUUGAAGACGUUUUCUGAAGUGGAUCAAUCGAAGAUCGCAGCCAUUGGAUACUGUUUCGGUGGUCUCUGUGUUCUCGACUUGGCGAGAUACAAUGCAAAACUGAAGGUAGUGGUUUCUUAUCAUGGAACACUGAAACCAAUUCCUGAUCUUCCACUUGACCCAAUUAUUGAAACAUCAGUUCAAGUUCAUCAUGGAGACGCAGAUUUCCAUAUUGCCAAGGAUCAAGUUGAUGGAUUCCACGAGGAGAUGAGAACUCGUCAGGCAGACUUUGUAUUUGUAUCACAUGCGAAGGCAGUUCAUGCAUUCACUGAACCAGAAGCUGACAGUUUCAAUGCUCCAGGAAUCGGAUAUAACGAGAAAGCAGCGAAGAGAUCUUGGAAGGCAACACUUGGCAUUUUCGACGAAGUUUUUGCUUGA